This is a messenger RNA of Nannizzia gypsea CBS 118893, 1218 nucleotides long. RefSeq lists its product as hypothetical. Gene Ontology annotation, molecular function: tubulin binding. Gene Ontology annotation, biological process: post-chaperonin tubulin folding pathway; tubulin complex assembly. Gene Ontology annotation, cellular component: cytoplasm. NCBI's taxonomy places the organism in Eukaryota, Fungi, Ascomycota, Eurotiomycetes, Onygenales, Arthrodermataceae. The record is from RefSeq and is a predicted model, not a curated record. The transcript has 4 exons. The coding region runs from base 1 to 1218 and encodes 405 amino acids.
AUGCUAUCAAAGGAUAUGGAAGAGGAGUGCUUGGCCCAGGAAAUUGGCGGAGCCGCUACUACUCGUAGAACAGAGCUAUCCACAAACGACAAGUUCUUCCACUAUUUCCAAGAGGAAGUGGCUAGGAUUGGAGAAAGAAUCAGCAGCCUUCACACCACACCUACGGUAGCGGGUGAACAAGUCAGCGCUGCUGAUUAUUGCUUGGCGGACAUUUCACGGCUGUCGGAUGAAGUCAAAAAUGCAUCCACUUACAUACCAAGUUAUGACCAACGGGUAUACGCAGUGGCUAUAAAGUCUCUUCAGGAGAAAUUCGCAGAUGCAAAAGAGGCGAUUGCUCCUCGUAAACGAUUUGCAUUCAAGCGAUCCCGUCAAAAUACUCCUAUCAAGAACACGACUGAUGAAAUAAUGCAAGAUAUUGUCUCAGCGCCUUCGACACCGGCUCCGAACACUGGUCCGGAGCCAAAUACACAAACCACCCAAGCUGAGCCCAAAAGCAGUAAUACUAACAUGGAGCCUGAUGCAGCUAUGGCAGUAGAUGGAGGGGACGAAGGAAAACAGGCAGAAGAGGAAGCAGCAAAAGAAGGAGAAGAGCAGCAGCAAGAAGAAAAGGAGGAGGAGGAGGAGCAACCGGCAAAUGCACCCGUGAUAUCAUACAACCAGAUCCAAGACUCAUAUAUCAUCCUACCUGACUCUGCUCCAGUUCAAAACAUCUCGCUCUCGCUGCAGGGCAUUCAGCAGUCCGUCAUCGACAUGUCCUCGAUCCCCGAAACAGGCCGUUCGUUCUCUACCUGUCUACUGCGCGACGCAUGCGACAGUCUACUGAUAUGCGGCAAAGUCGACGGGCCAGCAUACAUCAGUGACGUUAUUGAUUCCGUGGUGGUGGUAACAUGCCAUCAAUUCCGAAUGCACCAGUGCAGUAAUGUAAUUGUUUACUUGAGCUGUGCUACAAAUCCGAUCAUCGAGGGGUGCAUGGAUAUAAAAUUCAGUCCGCUACCAGAGGCGUUCAGACAGUCUGGGCAGAAUGGGAAGAAGGCUGAUAAAUGGUCUUCUGUGGAGGAUUUCAAUUGGUUGAGGCCCGAGCCUAGUCCGAACUGGAGCGUGUUGAAAGAUGAGUAUACGGUUGAUAACCGUGUAUGGGGGCGCAUCUUGGGGGAUAAGCAGAGAAUGAUGCUGCGAAGGGUUCUGGAGGUGACGGGAGUGACUAGGCUUAUUAAUUAG